Molecule: messenger RNA, 1272 nt
Organism: Auanema sp. JU1783
Lineage: Eukaryota; Metazoa; Nematoda; Chromadorea; Rhabditida; Rhabditidae
Source: the annotation of a GenBank genome assembly
CUGAGCGCUCAACUUCAGAAAAUUCAUGCUAUGCUGGGAACGGAAUCUUUUCUUUUUUUCUUCCAACUGAUUAACAACUGGCCAUCAUCUAUGAUUUAUUUGUGGGAUUCCACUAUACGGCCCAAUACUCAUGUCUUCGAUGUUCGGUAUAUGUCAUCGCCGGAUAAUACAAGUGAUGGCAUUUUGCAGUUGAAUAGUGUAUCGGAGUUCUAUCGGAACUUUGGUAGUACUGUCUUUACUGUAUGUCACGAAGUGAAUGACAAUCAAAACUUCACAUUCGAAUGGCAACUCCUUCGACAUGGUGUUGUUGUACAAGCUCGAAAUGGAUCUCAAUGCUCUGCUCAAUUUAAUUUAAUCACCGACGAUGAGUAUCAAUGCACACUACGAGUUCGACAUUCGAAUGGAAGUAUUACCGGGACAGGAUCAGUUGAUGCUCGACGAGAAUCAACGUGGAUUGUUGUUAUUGGAGAUUCAUUUGCUUCUGGAGAAGGAAACCCAGAUACACCUGCUGAAUUGACUGCACCUGCGAAAUGGAUAGACGAUACGUGCAGGAGAUCGAGGCAUUCGUUUGGCUGGCUCGUUGCCGACGAUGUUGCGAAAAGAAAAACAGCACAAUCAGUCUACUUAACUUUCUUAGCUUGCUCAGGCGCAUCAGCUGAUCGGGGUAUUCUGAAACCCGGAAAUGGCCAAUUGAGCCAAUUGGAAGCAAUAGAAAAAAUGAGCAAUGCGAGAGGUCGAGGUCCUGAUUUAGUACUCAUGACUGUUGGAGGGAAUGACAUUGGCUUUGCUGAAGUACUACAUUCUCUGCAGAAACAGAAAAAAGAGAGAGAAGUUAAAUCAUUUGAUAUGAGAUUUUUUUUUGUUGCUCAUCUAUUAGACCAAAUUUCAUCUCGUUUACGGGCUAUUGGUACUAAAAGGGUUGUUCUACCGUUAUAUUAUGAUAUUACUCGAAACGAACAGGAAGUGAUCGACGCAAGUUGUGAGCAGUUCAGAAAGAUUACAACAAACAGACUAGCUGAAGCUGAGAGACAGUUCUUUCAAAGACUCAAUCGGCUGCUGUUGCGGAAAGGCUUAGAGUUCGGCUGGACGGUCGUAGAGUCGAUUCCAUCAAUAUUUGCAAGUCGUGGAGUGUGUUCCAGUAUAUCAGCCAUAAGAUCACUUGACGAGUCAUCGCGAAUGCAAGGAUCACAGUCGGGAGCAUUCCAUCCAAAUGCAUUAGGUCACCGUCUAGUAGCCGAUGAAAUAUUAAAGCUGAUAGAGUCGAGAAUUUGA